AUUCCAUUCUGACUAUCGCUAUAUUAAUGGGCACAUGUGGAACGAAAGAUCAAAGCACAUCGAUUUAGACUUUGGACCAAAAGCUGAUGUAUCCAUCCUGCAAGUUGAACGAACAGCAGUUCCCUUUACUCUCUCUCUUCUAGUCUUGUGGUUGGCUUUGGUUUCAAGCGCUCUCCCUCCCUCUCUCCCUCUCUCUCUCUCUCUCUCUGUGAGUUGGGUUGCCCUGACCACCUCUUUUUUCACUGCUACAACUUUGCUUGCUUGAAGGCUGUGAAAAAAGGCUUGCAAUCACAAUGGUGACUGGAAGAGUAGAUCUUCGGUCUGACACGGUGACCAAACCUAGUGAAGCAAUGCGGGCUGCAAUGGCUAAUGCUGAAGUCGAUGAUGAUGUAUAUGGUUGUGACCCAACUGCCCUCCGCCUUGAAACAGAGAUGGCAAGGCUCACAGGCAAGGAAGCUGCUGUUUUCGUGCCUUCGGGCACCAUGGGUAACCUUAUUAGUGUGCUUGUUCAUUGUGAGAUCAGGGGUAGCGAAGUAAUUCUUGGAGACAAAUCCCAUAUUCACAUAUAUGAGAAUGGAGGCAUUUCAACAAUCGGAGGUGUACACCCCAGGACAGUGAAGAAUAACGAAGACGGAACAAUGGAUAUUGAUCUCAUUGAAGCGGCCAUCAGGGACCCUAGAUUGGAUAUUAUUUACCCGGUUACCAGGCUUAUCUGCUUGGAAAAUACACAUGGGAGCUGUGGAGGUAAAUGCCUAUCUGUAGAGUAUACAGAUAAAGUUGGGGACCUAGCAAAGAAGCACGGCCUGAAGCUUCACAUCGAUGGUGCCCGUAUAUUUAAUGCAUCAGUUGCACUUGGAGUUCCUGUUCAUAGGCUUGUGCAGGCUGCUGAUUCAGUUUCGGUAUGUUUAUCAAAAGGUUUAGGUGCUCCAGUUGGAAGUGUCAUUGUUGGUUCAAAAGCUUUUAUUGCUAGGGCAAGGACUCUCAGAAAGACCUUAGGUGGUGGGAUGAGACAAGUUGGUGUCGUAUGUGCUGCUGCCUUGGUUGCAGUGCAACAUAAUGUUGGAAAGCUCGAGGGUGAUCACAAGAAGGCCAAGUCUUUAGCAAAAGGACUGAAUGAAAUCAAAGGACUUAAGGUGGAUGUUUCUUCGGUGGAGACCAACAUAAUAUUUUUUGAUAUUCUAGAGGGUGCAAAUAUCACAGCGCCAAAACUCUGUAAGAAUUUGGAAGAACAUGGAAUACUUGUCUUCCCAGAGAGCUCAUCUACGAUCAGGUUUGUCCUUCACUACCAAAUUUCAGAAACCGACGUGCAAUACACCUUGUCCUGCAUUCGGAAAGCUGUAAUGGGAGUCCCAGAUGAAAAUGGUGGCAUCGCUGGCAAGUGAGAUAAAUAACCAUAUCACAUCGUUUCCGUCUACUGGCUGUCAUUCAAGUUCUAGUGACGUUCUACGUUACAUGGGUGAAGCUCUGCGACGACCUUCUAUAGUCAAAUAACGGGUUAUUUUCCGAUAUCUAUCUAAAAGUUGAGCAUGCUUAACGGGAAACAUCGUUCAAAACUUUUUCGUACCGUUAGUGUACGAUAUCUUUAGGAAGUAUGCCGUAUAUAAUCUUGAAACAGCUUCGGAUUACGAAAACCUAUUGAAUUUGUACCCCUCAUGCGGGUGAAAUGCCAAAAUUAUUUUCUUCCA
Rhododendron vialii is the source of this 1685-nucleotide messenger RNA. RefSeq names its product low-specificity L-threonine aldolase 1-like. The transcript has 10 exons. The record is from RefSeq and is a predicted model, not a curated record. Gene Ontology annotation, biological process: glycine biosynthetic process; L-threonine catabolic process. Gene Ontology annotation, cellular component: cytosol. Gene Ontology annotation, molecular function: L-allo-threonine aldolase activity. Lineage: Eukaryota; Viridiplantae; Streptophyta; Magnoliopsida; Ericales; Ericaceae. The coding region runs from base 294 to 1382 and encodes 362 amino acids.